Molecule: messenger RNA, 1059 nt
Organism: Penicillium coprophilum
Lineage: Eukaryota; Fungi; Ascomycota; Eurotiomycetes; Eurotiales; Aspergillaceae
Product: Alpha/beta hydrolase fold-3
Exons: 1
Coding region: 1-1059 (352 amino acids)
Molecular function (GO): hydrolase activity
Source: RefSeq, a predicted model, not a curated record
AUGAUGGAGAAUCUAGAUAAGGACAAAAUAACGACGGCAACCCAUCUCCCUCCUCUCCCAAAAGAGCGAUUAUCCUUCCCCCACCGCCUAAACUGUUUCCUUCAACUUUGGCUGUUCAAACUCCUCGCCUCCCUCUACUUCCUCUACCUCCGCCUUGUCAACCCCCCUCAAACAACCACCCAACCAACACUGACUAAGCGCUACGCCUGCCGCCCGACCCUAGAAACCCGCAUCUUCUACCCGCGCUCAUAUGACUCCGCCAAACACCAACUCCUCCCCCUCUACCUAAAUAUCCAUGGCGGCGGCUUCGCAGUAUGCGAUGCGACCGUCGAUGAUACCUUCUGCAGCUCCUGGGCAAACCGCACUGGAAUGCUAGUCGUCAGUCUCAACUACCGCAAGGCGCCGCACCACCCUUUCCCAACAGCCACAUUUGACGUUGCCGAUGUAGCUAGGUGCGUUCUAGCAGAUAAAUCUCUCCCAGUCGACCACUCGCGCAUUGCAAUUGGCGGUUUCAGCGCAGGGGGUAACCUCGCACUAUCUGUCUCGCAAUUUCCCGGCCUGAAAAGGCUGAUAAAAGCAGCGGUGGUAUACUACCCCAUCGUGGAUUUUUGUCACCCACCCAAUGUAAAGUUAGAUUCAAGGCCGUACAAGAAUGGUCCGAGGGAUAGGCUGGAAAAGGCCUCCUGGUGGCUGGACUGGGGGUAUGUGGAUGCAGGACAGAAUCGGAGAGAUCCAUUGCUUAGUCCGGUGUAUGCGGGGAAGGAUGAACUCCCGCCGUGGAUCUAUAUGAUUGGGGCGCAGUGGGAUAUGCUCCGACUAGAAGCACAGCAGAUGAUUCAUGGGUUGGCCGGGCUAGAGGAUCGAGUCGGAGUUCAGCAAGAGGAAGACUUUGAGGUGGGUAGGUAUAAAUGGACGUUGGCGAUGGGGUGCCUGCAUGGCUUUACCCAUAUGUCCCCGCGAAAGAAGUGGAGUAACAGCAGGAGGACUAGGGAGGAAGCUACGCAGAGGAUUUAUGACGAGGCCCAUCAGUGGUUGAAAAAGUCUCAGGUUCUUUCUUAG